CCAAGCUCGAGCCGGGCACGAGCGUGCCCGCGUCGCUCUUAAUUCGGUUUUCGCGUAUAUUUAGAAACACGGCGAGAUGCCAUCGACUAUGUGUCUCCGAUACUUCCUGAUAACCUAUGUCAUCGUCCUCUCGAUAUCUGGAGGGGCUGUGAUCGGUGGUAGCAGUAUUUUCAUUUAUCAGCUAUGCGAACACGGGCUUCUGGCUUACGACAAUGUUUGCGGCCCGCCCGCCAUUUUGUUAUCAGUGGGGGUGAUCGUUAUUUUAUUUGGCUGGUGCGGGAGGCAAGUCAUGGGACACACUCACAAAAAUCAAAUUCUAUGUUAUGCCGUGUUACUGGGAUUCAUCGCCAUGAUAGAAUUAUUCGCCGGCGUUUGGGCUCUCGUCAGGCACGAGCAAAUCGGCGCAGUUCCUCCGACAUCUUUUGGGCCUAAUAUUUCUCAAGAAAUCACAGAGGACGAAACGCAAGGCGUGAAUCAUCGCACGAUAAUAAUCCAUUGCUGCAAAAUCCAAGGAGGGGCAGAUUUUGGGAAUUAUUUGUCAGCAUCCUGCUGCAACGGGACCGAUAGCGAAGAUUUUCAAGUUGACGACGCAUCUUGUGCAGCGAUGUAUGUUAGGUGUCAUCACUCGGUGACGAAUCAAACCAGGUCGGUGCUGCUCCACGUCUUUCUCCUUGGACUCUGCUCGUCCCUUUUUCAGAUUGGUUGCAUCAUUUCCGCGGUGUACUAUGCAGUCGCCAUCAGUAAACGCCUGGGGCGUAGAAGAAUGGAAAUUAUAGCAAAUUCCCUAUUAACGACGCGCCCUAGCACGGCAGAAGUAAAUGGUAAUCCUGGUUAUCACUCGUGUCAUUCUGCUGGUGCCAAAACGAACGAUUCGCAUCGAUUAUCGACAUCAUCGAAAGAGACCUGACUUGUUGUUGCGUUGGUUUUACGUUUUAAGAUUAACUCCUAGCAUUAUUCACAUUAUCAUGUUAUUAUCGCGUAUUAUCACGUUAAUGUCAUUGACCGCCCUAGAUCUCCAAUGCGCUAUGCGGUAAUUUAUUAGUAUUGUACUCCUGGGUCUUGAUUAACAAUUUAUUUAUUUUUAAUUCGUCGGGCACGAUCAGUGUACCGCAAGGUACUUAGGUCUCGUCAAGAUUAUUACUAUAACGGGAUCCGACAUAAUCUACGAUCUUCCCCUAUUUUCAUUUUUUUUUAUUCUUCAAGGGACUACCGCCUGCAAUAUGCAUCGUAUUUAAACUACUAACUCAGUUGAAAUUGUGAUAUGUUAUCUUAUGAGCUUUUAUUAUUUUUAAGAAAUCAUGGCAAUUUUUGUAUUCGCCUUUACGAAGAAGCAAGUUUUGUAACGUUGUUCAGAUCAGAGGAAAAUUACCUAUCCGUACAGAUUUGUCAUGAAUUACUUUAUUACGACUUGGUCUUCAGUUUGGACCACAUUAACGUGAAUUGAAUUAAAAUUGUGAUACGUUA
Messenger RNA from Orussus abietinus, 1464 nucleotides. Its product is annotated as CD151 antigen. The record is from RefSeq and is a predicted model, not a curated record. Lineage: Eukaryota; Metazoa; Arthropoda; Insecta; Hymenoptera; Orussidae. The transcript has 5 exons. Gene Ontology annotation, cellular component: membrane. The coding region runs from base 77 to 907 and encodes 276 amino acids.